Messenger RNA from Dicentrarchus labrax (European seabass), 3015 nucleotides. It is a transcript of the gene slc24a6a, whose product is annotated as solute carrier family 24 member 6a. The transcript has 17 exons. The record is from RefSeq and is a predicted model, not a curated record. Gene Ontology annotation, biological process: intracellular calcium ion homeostasis; calcium ion transmembrane transport. Lineage: Eukaryota; Metazoa; Chordata; Actinopteri; Moronidae. Gene Ontology annotation, cellular component: membrane. The coding region runs from base 423 to 2279 and encodes 618 amino acids. Gene Ontology annotation, molecular function: calcium channel activity; calcium, potassium:sodium antiporter activity.
CCUCCCAGACGGAACAUCAUAAAGAGUGAGGGGGGCGGUGGUGGAUCAGAUAUAGGGCAGCGGGGAUGUGUGGACGGUCUGAAUCGAGGGAUAUUACUGUAUAGCUGCUGGCUGAUGAUUCAUUGUCUGUGCGUGUCUGCUGGAGUUGGAGCUCGUGGAUGUGGAUGCUGCGUUGAUGCCCGCUGACUGGAGCUGGUUGCUGAGAUGCUGCUGACAGGCCGAGUCCAAUCAAACACCCCCCUGUACCGUGGAUGGAGCCCGAAGCUCAACUAGCUGAAAGAGAAUCAAUCGGGGAAGAAAAAAAAAGAAAGCAACAGGCCAGUUGCGUCCUGUGUGAAAGGGGGGGACCGGAGAGAGGAGCAGCGGCAGCCAGCGGGGGCAUGUUCUGAGCGGGGAGCCGGUGAGCAGCGGCGGCUGGCGGGAUGAAGGCGCCGAGGAGACCGAGGCAGACGCGGCUCCUCCCGCGUUUCUGCGUCUCUGUGGUCGGUCUGCUCGCAGCCGCCUGGGUCUUUCACUUCAAUGAUGUUACAGGCUUCCAUGGACCCACUGUGGAUCAUGACAUCUCCUUUUCUAAGAGAGAGAUCAUCCAGCUGAAAGAAGCCAACAACCAAACUGAAAGUAUUUCUAAAUCUGCUGUCAGUGAUUUUCCCGAAGACGUCUUUACUCUGGAGCAGAGGAGACACGGAGCGGUACUCCUUCAUGUUCUCUGUGCUAUCUACAUGUUUCACGCUCUGGCCAUCAUCUGUGAUGUUUAUUUUGUGCCAUCACUGGAAAAAGUAUCAGAGAACCUUCAGCUCAGUCAGGAUGUUGCCGGGGCAACCUUCAUGGCAGCUGGGAGCUCCGCCCCCGAGCUCUUCACCUCUUUGAUUGGGGUGUUUAUCACAAAAGGAGACGUGGGCGUGGGAACAAUUGUAGGAUCAGCUGUCUUUAACAUCCUGGUCAUCAUCGGCAUCUGUGGCAUCUUCUCUGGACAGCCCAUCAUUCUGAGCUGGUGGCCUUUGUUUCGUGAUUCUGUCUUCUACAUCAUUUCCAUAGUGGUGCUCAUCCUGGUGAUCUAUGAUGAAAAAGUCAUGUGGUGGGAGACCAUCAUCCUGAUCUCCAUGUAUGGAAUCUACAUAAUUAUCAUGAAGUUCAACAGCUCUCUGUAUAGCCUGGUAGAGAGACACUGCAGCAGGGCAGGUCAGCCGUGUCUGAGCAGCCUGCGUCGGACCACUGCGGUCGGAAGCAUCGGAGACUGUGACAAUGACAUGGUGCCGCUGAAGCCAGAUUCCUGUGUAGUGGCUGGCCAGGAUUCAGGGGUGGUGAUGGUGGAUGAGAUGCUUAACCUGCACCCCCACCAACUCUCCUUCUCAGAGGCAAGCCUCCGCCUUCUCAUCACCCCGCAUUUCCCCCCCUUCACCCGCCUGCGCAUGGCAGGACGCAUGAUCAUCAAUGAGAGGCAGAGGCUGAUUCGUGCCCGGGUCGGCCCGGAGGAGGGGGGAGCUUCAGGGGAGGAAGGCGUGGGCACUAACGGGCCGUGGGGGGGGAGGGAGAACGGGACGGUGGCCGAGGGAGACACGCAGCCACUGGAGGGAGAGAGGGAGAGGGGUAAAGAGACUGGGGGAGAGACAGGCGGGGGAGCGCAGCCUAAAGAGGAAGAGGAGGAGGAGGAAGAGCAGGAGGAAGGAGAGGAUGAGAAUGUUCCUUUCAAGCCCUUCGUCCUGCCAGAUGGUUGGUGUGUGCGUCUGAAGUGGCUGAUCUCUUGGCCCGUGAGCAUCCUGCUUUACUGCACCGUCCCCGACUGUAGCCUGCCGCGGUGGGAGCGCUGGUACCUGCUCACCUUCCUGUCCUCCACGCUCUGGAUAGCUCUCUUCUCCUACCUCAUGGUCUGGAUGGUGACCAUAAUCAGCAACACACUUGGAAUCCCAGAAGUCAUCAUGGGCAUCACUUUUCUGGCAGCCGGCACCAGUGUCCCUGACUGUAUAGCCAGCCUCAUCGUCGCUCGACAAGGGAUGGGCGACAUGGCUGUGUCCAACUCCAUUGGCAGUAAUAUCUUUGAUGUGCUGCUGGGUCUGGGCUUCCCCUGGGCGCUGAGGACUCUCAUAGUCAGCUACGGAUCAGUGGUGACGAUCAACAGCAAAGGCCUGGUGUACUCAGUGAUUCUGCUACUGGCUUCAGUCAUACUCACAGUCCUGUGUGUCCAUCUGAACUGCUGGAGGCUGGACCGCAGGCUGGGACUCUGCCUCAUUCUGCUCUACGCCAUCUUCCUCCUCUGCUCUAUCGGCUUCGAGAGGCUGUAGAGGACACCCACACACACUCACCACGCACAGUCAUACAACAAACAAGUGGUCCGACCUCGUUUUCCCACCUUCUGCUGCCAUUAUUCAAUCAACUGUAGGGACAGACCAAUUUUCAUUUCAUUUCACGGUGGAUGUACGUGUUGGAGCAGCGUCACGGCGACGACGGCUGCCUGAAAGCUGCAUUGUUUACCUUUGAUAAACGAGUAUUUUACAUAGUUUUGUACCGAGCAGCCCAGAUUUUGUGAAAUCAAAGCCAACUGAUAAUGCACUAUGUCUCACAACAAAUUUAUAAAGUAUUGAAUUUGUAUUCUGAAACCAAGAAUAUUGUGUAAGGAACCCCAAAAGUGUGUUAGUUUACCUAUUAAUACUUUACGACUGCCACAAGUAACCUCAAUGACCAGAUGAUGAUACGUGUAAGUUUAUAUAGUUGCUUCUCAGUGCGUGCGGUUACCUAAUGUUGCGUUUUCAUCACGCCUUUGUGUCUGUAGUUGUAAACAGCAUAGCAUGGCUGAUCAUCACGCUCCAGAUAAUUGCACUAAACCACUGUUGUCUUGGCCUUGUACAGAACGUAGGCCCCCCCCCCUCUCUUUCCUAAAAAGCUUCUCAGCACGGAGGUGGUGUUUUUGUGCUGGAACAAAGGCGACUGUAUGCCGCAAAGGUGUUUUUAUAUGUCUGUGUUUGGAGAGAGUCCUUGAGUGUAUGUUGUUGAGUGCAAUUAAACCGUUUCGUUCUGUGA